Molecule: messenger RNA, 1422 nt
Organism: Phasianus colchicus (ring-necked pheasant)
Lineage: Eukaryota; Metazoa; Chordata; Aves; Galliformes; Phasianidae
Source: RefSeq, a predicted model, not a curated record
CUAAUGUACAGUUUCGCUAAUUCUGUUUAUUCCUAGAAUAAUUCUGAGAAGGAAGAAAGGUCUUGCAAAAUAAUGAUGUAAGAAAAUCAGAUGAACAGCAGAUCUGUGUUUUAUCAUAGGUAGAAUUUUUAUGGUUCGCAGAAGUUUUAGCAAACUCAUCAUGCAGCACCUCAGUGAUUAGCACCUACAGCCACCAAAUAGCUUGGCAGUCAACCAGAAUGAAGCACACUCAAAGAAAAGACAGAGUCAUAUCUUUAUUGUUGCCUCUUGGCGAUAUGCAUGGCAGAUGCCUUUCAUGGACAGCCAGCAGAUGUGAUGUCAGACAGAGCUUCAUCUUAGGAAGCAGUUUCACUUCCUGUUGCUUUGACACUUUCAAGUGUUUCAACACCCAAAGGACUACAGAGGAAGAGCUUAGCAGUACCGACUCCACCUGAGCAAUUCUUCUUUUAAAAACAUUUUAAAAAAUACCAAAAGCAUUGAAGAAUUAUGAAAAUCACCUUUUUCUUUGCUGUGCUGUUCUUGCUUGAUCUCUUUGUUUGCUGUCAUACUUACGACCAAUAUUCCUUGCCUGACAUAGAAGAUGCAAAGUUCAUUGAAGACUGUGUGAGAGCUCACAAUGACUUCCGAUCCAAAGUGAAUCCACCAGCCAGCAAUAUGCUUCGUAUGUCCUGGGACCCUGCUUUAGCUAAGUCUGCUAAAGCAUGGGCAAAGAGGUGCAUGUUUGAGCACAAUAUCUACCUUAAAAUACCACGGAAGAUGCACCCCACCUUUACAUCUAUUGGAGAAAACAUCUGGACUGGCACCGCCAUCAUCUUUUCUGUGCACACAGCUCUGACUGACUGGUAUAAUGAAGUCAGCAGCUACGAUUUCAACACCCGUCACUGCACUGACAAAUGUGGUCACUACACGCAGGUUGUUUGGGCAACAAGUUACAAAGUUGGCUGUGCAGUUCACUUCUGCCCUAGAAUUCACAAUCUUCAAGGAUUCAACAAUGUGGCACAUUUUGUUUGCGACUAUGGGCCAGCGGGGAAUUACCCAACAAAACCUUAUAAAGCAGGACGACCAUGUAGUGGAUGCAGUAGCGACCAGUGUGUAGGAAAUCUCUGUGUAAAUGCAGAACGUGAGAAACUUAUAAGUUAUACCAACUGGUAUCCGGACUGGGACACUCAGCCUCCAGCCCCUCAGCCUCCGGCCCACACACCCACAGCUGGGCAGCUGCAUUCUUCUUGUGACCACUACUGUAUUAGUGUCUUGAUUUUAAGGCCACUAUUUUUGGUACUGAGUGCUGUAGGUGUUCGUUUAGUACAGCGGUGGUUUCCACACUCGUUUAUGUAUGUGUAAUGAUUGUUAAGAUACUGAUAGCGAUUCUACCAUUCCAUUAGAGAACUGCAUGUUUGAUAAAAAAAAAAGCCAUCUCUGCUA